This is a messenger RNA of Penicillium verhagenii, 570 nucleotides long. RefSeq lists its product as uncharacterized. The transcript is spliced from 2 exons. NCBI's taxonomy places the organism in Eukaryota, Fungi, Ascomycota, Eurotiomycetes, Eurotiales, Aspergillaceae. Bases 1 to 570 code for a protein of 189 amino acids. The record is from RefSeq and is a predicted model, not a curated record.
AUGUAUCUCCUAUCUCUGCUAGGAGCAAUCUCGCUCCUGAUCGCCGCCGUCGCCGCCGAGUCCUCCGACAUUUUCUACUGGCCCGUCGGAUCUCCACAACCUUCCCUCCUCGCGCGCGUCGCUUAUGAUCCAGCCUCGCUGAAGUCCGAGCUGGUGUCCUACCACCCUCCUUCCAGCUCCUCCAAUGAUGAUGGCCUCGUUCGCAUUGGUCACUACGCCGUGACACCUUCCAAUCCCAAGCAAUGGUCUGGCAGCUUGGUGUCUUUGUCCGCUUUGACCGGAGAGCACCAGCCCACGAUUCGCCUCCACCUCGGACCUUCCAACGAGGUCUACCAUAUCUCCCUUGCGGCCUCCUCCUCACCAUCCGAUAGAGCAUCAGCUCCUAAGAUUGAGCUGGCAUUCAACACACCGGGUACACAGCCGCAUUUGAACCGACCCAUCGUGCUGCGCCCCGAUGGGCAGAACCCCGACGAAGUACCGGAGAAAACCCUUUUCCAAAAGUACUGGUGGGUUCUCUUGAUUGUCACGUUUUUGACCAUGUCCGGCGGUGGCGGCGGCGGUGGGGAAUGA